Messenger RNA from Anopheles marshallii, 480 nucleotides. Its product is annotated as SUMO-conjugating enzyme UBC9-B-like. Gene Ontology annotation, biological process: protein sumoylation. The transcript has a single exon. Bases 1 to 480 code for a protein of 159 amino acids. NCBI's taxonomy places the organism in Eukaryota, Metazoa, Arthropoda, Insecta, Diptera, Culicidae. Gene Ontology annotation, cellular component: nucleus. The record is from RefSeq and is a predicted model, not a curated record. Gene Ontology annotation, molecular function: SUMO conjugating enzyme activity.
AUGUCCGGCAUCGCAGCAUCGCGACUUGGCAAAGAACUUAAAGCGUGGCGCAAAGACCACCCCUAUGGAUUUGUGGCUCGCCCCGUGAAGAACCUCGAUGGAUCACUGAACCUCAUGGCAUGGGAGUGUGCCAUUCCCGGAAAGAAAGGAACAGCGUGGGAAGGUGGACUGUACAAGCUGAUGAUGACAUUUAAAGAUGACUACCCGUUUAGCCCCCCGAAUUGUGUGUUCGAGCCGCCGUUGUUCCACCCGAAUGUGUAUCCAUCCGGUUCGGUUUGUCUAUCGCUGUUGAAUGUAGAAAGUGAUUGGCAUCCCGCAAUCACAAUUGAACAAAUUUUGCUCAGCAUACAAGAGCUGUUAAACAACCCCAACAUUAAAGACCCGGUACAGGAAGCACCGUACGCAUUAUAUUGCAAUUACCCGGUGGAAUAUGAGAAACGUGUGCGCGAACAGGCUGAAAUGAUGUUGGACAUACAAUAA